CGGAAGAAGGAUCUUGCAGAAUGCGGUGUUUGGAUGGUUAGAAAUGUAUUUUCUACGUCUCGUUUAACAACAUAACAUAACGUCGCCUUAUAUAGGUUGUUUUUCAUGUUCCAGACUAAACGUGAGGACGACGGGGACAGCGGUGAAAGCCGACAACUCAACCAGGCAGUGUAUAAAGACGAUGACAAACUCCUGUCAGAGCUGCUCUCCCAGGAAAGGUACAGAAGGUUUAUCAACGCCAGGAGCGGCUGGGGUAUUCCAGGCACCCCUCUCCGGAUGGCGGCAUCUAGGGGCCACCUCAAGUGUCUGGAAGUCCUCCUGGCCCACGGUGCUGAGGUUGACAGCCUGGACGUGAAGGCCCAGACUCCCCUCUUCACGGCCGUCAGCGGAAAGUAUCUCAGCUGUGUCUUGGCUCUGCUCAAGGCAGGAGCCAACCCCAACGGCAGUGUGUACAACAACUGCUCUCCUGUCCUCACUGCGGCUCGGGAGGGCGAUGUGGAGAUCUUGAAGGAGCUCCUGCGGCACGGCGCAGAGGUCAACGCCAGGUCCAAAGUUCUGCUGUGGGCUUCAAACGCGUCUGUCUCCAGUGGUCCCCUCUAUCUUUCUGCAGUUUAUGGGCACUUGGAUUGCUUUAAGGUCCUGCUCCUGUACGGGGCUGACCCAAAUUACAACUGCACAGAUGAGAAGCUCUUCAGGAGGAUCAAGCAGCCUAAAACAGUGUUGGAGAUGUGCCUCAGACACGGCUGUGGAGUAGAGUACAUCCAGCUCUUGAUAGACUUUGGGGCAAAUGUUUACCUCCCCACUCUCAUUAUAGACAAAACUACAAAGCAGAAUGAAGCAGUGGAGCUGUUACUGAAGGAGAGAGGUUGUCCAAAAUCACUGAUGUCGCAGUGUCGGCUUGCUAUUCGAACACACCUGAGAAAUAUCAACAGGAUGCAUUGCAUUGACGAUCUGGAAAUGCCACCAGUCCUGAAGAACUUCUUAAAAUAUCGGACAGCACCGACAAGGAGCUUAACAUUCUGAAACAUGCAAGCAACUGUGCCUUGGAUAAAACAUACAUAAACUAUCUAAAUUAUGUUGCUCUAAAUUAUCAUCAGUUUACAGCAUGCAUGAAAUGCAACAUUGACAGAGAUUAGUCUUUUAUGUUAGUUUUAUUCAUUUUAAAGUCAAGUUUGUGUAUUCUUUCUCCACAUUUUAUUUCAUUAAUACUGCAUUUUCAUUUACAAGACAUGAUCUGCAUCAUUGUUCCAUAAUGGGUUGCAGAAUAAUGGGUUGCAGAAUUGCAAAAUGCAUAUACUGAAAAAUCUACCAGAAAUGUCUAUUUUCUAUGUUGUCACUGGCCUUUCUGUUCUGCUCUCCUCAGCAAAGUGUAUUUAACAUUAAAAGAUACAUGAUAUGUUCUCUGCUACAUGUUUUAAAUUCUAGACGCACGUUGUUUUGGAGUAUAAUCAAAAGUACUGUGCUAACUGUGAGUGAUUUUCAGAGCUUGUGACAAAAACUGGAUAAUCAGCUUCUCUCAUGAAUGAAACCAUGUUUCAUGCCUCAAUAAAG
Messenger RNA from Megalops cyprinoides (Indo-Pacific tarpon), 1551 nucleotides. It is a transcript of the gene asb12a, whose product is annotated as ankyrin repeat and SOCS box-containing 12a. The transcript is spliced from 3 exons. Gene Ontology annotation, molecular function: protein binding. Gene Ontology annotation, cellular component: cytoplasm; nucleus. NCBI's taxonomy places the organism in Eukaryota, Metazoa, Chordata, Actinopteri, Elopiformes, Megalopidae. The coding region runs from base 106 to 1023 and encodes 305 amino acids. The record is from RefSeq and is a predicted model, not a curated record. Gene Ontology annotation, biological process: intracellular signal transduction; regulation of barbed-end actin filament capping.